CUGUAACGUCAUAAACAUUAACAUAAUGUCAUAUGGAACACAAUUAUCUAUACUCCCUGGUUAAAUGUGGUUGUGAAUGAAGGAGGGACGAGAUUCAAAAAACUAGGGUUGAGACUUGGGUGUCGUUCUGGGAGUUGGGAGAGUGGUCGAAUGGGCUUUUAACACGUAUUGACAAGUCAGUUGGGUCCGGUAUAUCGCGGUCUAGACCAGACCAGACCCAAAAAUAAAAACAUAAAAUAAUACAGACCAUAGACCAGACCAGACCAUACUUAACAAUCUACGGUCCGGACCAAACUGUGCGGUACGGUUUGGACCACGGUUUUUCUAACGGCCUGGUCUAUUUUUUCCCGGCCCUAAAAGAAAGUAGCUAGGAACGAGGAAGUGUCAUUUGGAUGUAAUUGGCGGGAUAGGUAAAAGAUGUCAAUCAAAAUCCCUAGCCUAUCCCUAUUCUUCUUGGUUCUCUGCCGCCUUCCUUUCCCUUCAAUUCUCGUUCCCCUCUCUUGCUCUGGUCAGCCAGUGCCAUUCCCACUGACUCGCCGGAGACUUAACGAGUGAAGUCCGGCCAUCUGAUUAGUCAAUUAGAUGCACAGAGAUAUUAAUUAUUCCGGCCACCGGUGGAGUUAUGUCAACAACACACCAGCAAUUGAGUUCCACGGGCAGCAAGAUCAUCCAUUUCCUGAGCCGUUGCUCUUCCGCCAGUCACCUUCACCAAAUAGAAGCGCAGUUCAUCCUCCAGAGCCUCCACGCCGAUACCAAAAUCGCUUACCACUUCAUCAACGCCGCGGAACGCCUCUCCGUCCUCCGUCCAUCUCUGCCGCUCUUCUUAAUCCAUCUCCCCAAGCCCCAUGUCUUCACUUACAACACUCUCGUCAAGGCCUUCUCGCACUCCAAGGACCCUGACCUCCCACUCUCCUUGUACACCCAUAUGCUGCAGCGUUCUCUACUCCCCAAUAACUACACUUUCCCUUUCCUUCUCAAGUCCUUGUCCGACUUCCGACGCUUCAAGCAAGGUCAGUGUGUGCAUUCUCACCUAGUGAAAUUGGGCCAUCUGAAUGAUAUCUAUGUCCUGAACUCGCUGCUUAAUUUGUAUGCCUCCUGCGGGAGCAUGGACAUGUGUCGCAAAGUGUUCGAUAAAAUGUCCGACAGAGAUGUGGUGUCCUGGACUGUGUUGAUUAAGGGUUACGGAAAAUCUGGCAAGUUCCACGAUGCAUUGAUUGCUUUUGAGAUGAUGCCAUAUGAUGGCGUGGUGCCCAAUCAUGUCACCAUGGUGAACGCGUUGGCUGCUUGUGCUGGUUCAGGGGCUAUCGAAAUGGGAAUCCGGAUACAUGAUUUUAUCACCGCGAGUGGGUGGGAGUUGGAUGUGAUUUUGGGGACUUCUCUGGUCGACAUGUAUCUGAAAUGCGGGAGAAUUGAGGAGGGAACAAGGGUGUUCAGAAGCAUGAAAGACAGGAACCUGUUUACUUGGAAUGUGUUGAUCAAAGGGUUGGGCUUAGCUAAAUGUGGACAAGAAGCUAUAUGGUGGUUUAACAACAUGGAGCAAGAAGGAUUGGGGAUUGAUGAGAUUACUUUGGUGAAUGUGCUUACUGCCUGUAGCCAUUCGGGUUUCGUUGACGUUGGAAAGCAGAUUUUCAAUUCCCUGCUUCAUGGGAAGUAUGGAUUUCCCCCAGGGCUAAAGCAUUAUGCUUGCGUUGUCGACCUCCUAGCUCGUGCAGGGUGCUUGUAUGAGGCUUUAGAAUACAUCAGAGAGAUGCCCUUUGAGCCAACGAAGUCCAUGUGGGGGUCUUUGCUGAAUGCUUGUAAAGAUCAUGGGAAUCUAGAACUUGCCAAGUUCAUAGCUGAAAAGCUUGUGGAAUUGGAGCCUGAAAACAGUGCUUACUAUGUGGUUCUGGCUAACGCGUAUGCAGAGAUGGGAAGAUGGAACGAUGCUGCUGAAAUCAGGAAUAUAAUGAAAGAAAAGGGACUCAAGAAGGAGUCAGGCAGCAGCUUGGUCGAAUCAAAUGCUGGCGCACAGGUUGUGUGCUCUGCUGAUGGAGGAUACUUGGGGUGUUCAUACGGAUAGCAGUAGAAGACCAAAGUUGUUGAGAAGCACCUCGAGGAAUCUUCCAGUACCAAACCCAUAGGUUCUGAAAGGUGUGGGCUGGUUCCAUUCCUUUCCCUGGGGCUUAUGUUUUGUGAAAUCUCCGAUCUAUGCUUGCUGCGGUCCCACGUUCACAGCCGCACUCAGGUUUUUGUUUGUUCUGCUGGGUUGGGGAAGAUCAGUUAAUAUGGAUACUUGGUUUAUUUUGGCGAGUAUCAAAAGGAAAUUAGGUUUAGGUGGCCUGGUUAUAAACUUUGAUAACUGCUGCAGUGAUCCAUUAUUUAUACAUACUAGUUUUUACCCGAAGCAUUGGUGGGAUGAAUUCAAUCUUAUUUGUCUACCGCUUUAUGAUAAUCAAUUUAUUUAGAUUUUCAAAUGAUUUGGGGCAUACUCAAUAGUUUAUAAAGAGUCGAAAGUAAUCUUUGUACUACUUGAUAAUGGUGAUAUUAAUAAUAAUUAGUUCAUAUGUAUUUUUGUUGAUCGGGUUAUCCUAAGUUACUAUUGUCUAUUUAUAUUUCAUAUUAGAAAAAUUUGCACCACUUAUUGUAUACAUAAAUUGCGUAUAAGUAUUUCUUCAUAUCUGUAUUAUUUACUUUGUUCUCUAUUGAAUCCAAAUGGAACUAAAACAAUUAUGCAUUGAAAUAGUAAUUUAUGAACUUCAAGUGAUUAGCCUAUUGCUAAUAUAGAAGCAUUAAAUUCAUCAUCUAAUGAGUUCAAACUUAAUGAUAAAAAAUCAUCUAAAACUAUAAUAGUUAAGAAGUAAGAACACAUAAAUUAUUAAUACUAAUGAGCUAGUUGAGUUGAAAGGACUAUUGACAAAUCCAAAACUGUUGGGUAUGGAUUAAUAUGCCUACACGACUAUAAACGGGCCCAAGCCCACCGCAAGGCGUCAUGGGCCCAAGCCCACUCAAGGAAGCCCAAACCCUAUAUAAGGAGGCCUAACCCUCCAAACUAAAGGAUCCUCUCUUCCCUUCCCACACUCUUACCCUAAGGUCUCUCUCUAAACUCUCUCUCUAUAUACCAUAAACCGCUUCCUAUAUCGUACUAACUUGGGCGUCGGAGCGUAGAUCCCGGGGGCCGCCCCCCGCCUCACAGGUUCUUCCACUCCCGAGGAGAUCAGAUGAGGGAGUCCAGAUCGGAGCCCCAUAACCGCCUAGUACAUUCUAGGCUCAAGCAAUUUGGCGCCCACCUUGGGGCACUGAUUUGGAUAUCCUGAUGUUUGAUCUCCGAAGGGGGAAGAAAUCGGUCCCUCCUCCACCAAAUUACAAUCGAUGGCAUCGUCUGCCAAAACCUUCCAAGAACCGCCAAGGAGCAAAAGAAAAACGAUGAACAUCAAGAAAGAGAAGAGAGCAGGAGAUUUAUACAAACCAAAAAUCAUUGAAGCAUGGAGAAAAGAAAAGAGGAAGGAAAUCAGCUCUUCCUCAACCAUCUACAAGCAACAACAGCGACAAAAUCCGACCAAAGCCGCUCGAGCAAAAGAAAAGCGCUCAGAUCUACAUUUUCUUGGAAAUAGAUUCUUUCCUCACCAACCACACAAGUAUUAGCAGCAAGCAUCAAGGGAGAUCUUGACUUCGUUCCUGCUCCACACCACAAAGACAAAUCUAGAAGAAGCCAAAAGCAAAAGAAGAGAAAGAAUAGACAUAUUCAGCUUCGGUCAGUUGACCACCAUCCCAUCUCCGCCAACUCAACCCGCGCCUUCACAAGUUUCCGCCAAGACAAGUUUCCGCCAAGUCACUCACCUCCGCAAACAAAGCUUGUCCAUGCCG
Linum trigynum is the source of this 3843-nucleotide messenger RNA. The record is from the annotation of a GenBank genome assembly. NCBI's taxonomy places the organism in Eukaryota, Viridiplantae, Streptophyta, Magnoliopsida, Malpighiales, Linaceae.